AUGUCCAACUCCAACGAUCUCCUAAAUAUGUCCUUCAGCUCCGGGGACAACUUCAUCUCAUCCACCAUCACCCCGCCUAGUCUCGUCACCCUCACCACCGCCGCCGGCGAUAUCCCCAUCUCCAUAUUCUCCUACACGCCCUACCUCCGACAACGAGAAUGCGUCAAAGAUUGCAUCUGGCAUUCGGGCUCUACAGCAACAGACCUCAUCAUUGCCCUUGGAUGCAGCGGGCCUUGGGUUAACGAAUGCUAUUGCAAGGGCAACGGCAACGAAAACGGCAACCGCAAUUACGAGCACGCCACUACGGCUAGUUCCUUCCUCAGGAGCUGUGUGGCUGAGAGUUGCCGGACUCCAUCGGCGGAUGAUCUGGUUACGAGUGGGUUCAGUGUUUACAAUGAGUAUUGUGCCAAAGCGGGUAUGGCUAUUCCUUCGAUUCCUUGGGUGGUGACGAGUGUGGCCGCCGGGUCCGGGGAAAGGGCGGGACAACCGACGGGUGUAUUCGGGGCUGGGUCUGGGUCUGGGUCUGGGUCUGGGUCGCUGGGUUUAUCCAGCGGUGCGAAAGUCGGGAUAGCAGUCGGUUCUACCGCCGCUGUUUUGGCGCUGGUUAUGUCCGCUGUCAUUACAUGGCGUCUUAAGGUCAAGGCUCGUAUAUCUCUUUCCAGACGCAAGGACGACAACGAAGUUAAAGGGUUGGACGCCGGAAGAACUGUAUCUCCUCAGUUGCAAGUUAUCCGGCAUAAAGGACUCCCAUCAGUAACCACUCGUUACAACUGA
This is a messenger RNA of Sordaria macrospora k-hell, 774 nucleotides long. The record is from RefSeq and is a predicted model, not a curated record. Lineage: Eukaryota; Fungi; Ascomycota; Sordariomycetes; Sordariales; Sordariaceae.